AUGCGCUUCUCUACAAUCUCUACCAUUAUUGGCCUCAGCAGCCUUGCGCUUGCGCAGACUCAGCUGCUCCCCCAGUGCGCUCAAUCAUGCGUUGGUACCGACUUCGGCGGCUGCAGCACUCUUGAUGUCGAGUGCAUUUGCAACAACAAGGACCUGAUCACGGGCCUGGCUUGCUGCGUCUCCACCAGCUGCGACGCCGCAGACCAGCAGACCGUCAUCGAUUUCGCGCAGAACCUCUGCAAGCCGCAAGGCGUGACCGACCUCCCGACCACGGCCACCUGCGCCUCGGGCGCCUCCUCGGCCACCGGCUCCGCGUCGAGUGGCAGCAGCUCCGCUUCGUCCACGGCGGCGAGCGCGUCUGCCAGCGCUACUGGUUCGGCUGCCAGCGCUGCCUCCUCGGUCGCGUCCAGCGCGUCGUCGGCGGCGAGCAGCGCGACUUCUGCUGCGGCCACUGGCGCCGCUGGUGUGUGCUCGGGCAACGCUGCGGGUAUGGGUUUCGGUCUGGUGCUGGCUGGUCUUAUGGGUGCUCUGUAA
Molecule: messenger RNA, 534 nt
Organism: Lasiodiplodia theobromae
Lineage: Eukaryota; Fungi; Ascomycota; Dothideomycetes; Botryosphaeriales; Botryosphaeriaceae
Product: CFEM domain-containing protein
Exons: 3
Coding region: 1-534 (177 amino acids)
Source: RefSeq, a predicted model, not a curated record